This is a messenger RNA of Micromonas commoda, 1500 nucleotides long. RefSeq lists its product with no specific name. Lineage: Eukaryota; Viridiplantae; Chlorophyta; Mamiellophyceae; Mamiellales; Mamiellaceae. Gene Ontology annotation, cellular component: proteasome complex; proteasome regulatory particle, lid subcomplex. The record is from RefSeq and is a predicted model, not a curated record. Gene Ontology annotation, molecular function: enzyme regulator activity. The transcript has a single exon. Gene Ontology annotation, biological process: ubiquitin-dependent protein catabolic process; regulation of protein catabolic process. Bases 184 to 1440 code for a protein of 418 amino acids.
CUCACCGCGCAGAAGCUGGUGGACUUCCUCCUCGCCUCCCUGGACGACUCCAACCCGUCCAAGCGUUCGCUCGUCGACCUCGCGGGCGGAGAGCCGUCUCCCGCGCCGCCGCCGCCCAAGCCCGCCACCCCCAAACGGCGCAGCAGCCGCGGCAAGAAGCAAACCGAGGGAGGAGACGUCGAGAUGGCGGACGUCGCCGAGGGAGGAGAGGCUUCGGCGACGAAGGAUGACACAGCUGGCGACAACGCUGGCGACGGAGCGAAUGCCGUUCCGCCGACGCCGCCGACGCCGGCGCAGCGCGAGCUUCCCGAGACUGAGGCGUACUCCCACCUCCUCGUCCUCCUCUUACUCCUGGACGCCAACGACCCGGAGUGCAAAGCCGCGUCCGUCGCCGCGCUCAACCGCCUGUCGCAGUUCAACCGACGCACCCUCGACGCGCUCCAGGCGAGGAUCGUGUUUUACUACUCGCUCGCGCACGAGAGGUUCGGGGAGUUGGCGGAGGUUCGGCCCUCGCUGUUGGCGCUCCACCGCGUCGCCGCGCUUCGAUUCGACGAGAUGGGCCAGGAGACGAUCCUCAACCUGCUCAUGCGCAACUACCUGCACUACAACAUGUACGACCAGGCUGAGAAGCUUCGGAGCAAGGCGCAGCUCCCCGCGAGCCGGAGCAACCAGCAGCAGUGCAGGUACCUCUACUACCUGGGACGCAUCCGAGCGAUCCAGCUGGAGUACUCGGACGCCAAGGAGUGCCUGACCCAGGCGCACCGCAAGGCGCCCAAGCUCGCCAAGGGGUUCGCCCUGGAGCUCACCAAGUGGAUCACCGUCGUCAGGCUCUUGCUCGGCGAGAUCCCGGAGAAGAAGGACCUGACCACCGCGGUUUCCGGCGGCGCGGCGGCGCAGAGGGCGCUCCUCCCGUACCUCGAGCUCACCGGCGCGGUCAGGCUCGGCGACCUCGAGAAGUUCCGCGCCGUGCAGGAGGCCCACGAGGCUGCUUUCAGGGCGGACAAGACGACCAACCUGGUGACGCGACUCCGCCGCAACGUCAUCCGGACCGGCCUCCGCCGAGUGUCGCUGGCGUACUCGGCCAUCUCCCUCGACGACGUCGCGCAGAAGCUCGGCCUGGGCGAGGGCGACGGGGACGUGGAGUUCGUCGUCGCCAAGGCCAUCAGGGACGGCGGCAUCGACGCGACGAUCGACCACGACGCGAGGACGAUGCACUCGAGCGACGCCACGGACGUCUACUCGACGGGCGAGCCGCAGGCGGCGUUUCACGCGAGGAUCGCGUUCUGCCUGGACACGCACAACGAGGCGGUCAAGGCGAUGAGGUACCCGGACAAGGUCAAGAAGGGCAAGGGGGACGGCGAGCGAAAGAGCGCGAAGGAUCGCGACCUGGAGGAGCUGGCGAUGCACAUCAUGGACGAAGACGAGAUGGAUGAGUUCUGAUCAUUGUUCUGAUCUGUCUCUGGCUACUGGAUGAGUUCUAGAUCCUACAACAGUUAAAAA